GCUUCCGUGUCCCUCGUGUCAUAACAUGGUGGCCUCCACUGCUUUGACACUAGCUUGUUGUUGAAGGGUUUAUAGCUGUGGAAUAAGGGGCCAUUUGCUGUAAGCAUGCCUCGCUACGAGUUAGCGCUGAUCUUGAAGGCAAUGCAGCGACCGGAGACUGCGGCUGCCCUCCGGCGGACCGUGGAGACCCUGAUGGAGCGGGGUGCGGUGGUGAGAGACCUGGAGAACCUGGGAGAGAGGCUCCUGCCUUACAAGAUGACCAAACACAAUCAGAGGCACAGUAGAGGGACUUACUUUUUGGUGGAUUUUUAUGCUGCUCCGAGUAUCCUUGACGGCUUGCUGGACCACCUGCACCGUGACGUGGACGUGGUGAGACCUGCAGUCCUGAAGAAGGACGAGCAGGGGCCCAAAAGCAGCUGCUGUGGCCCCUCCAAAUAGUGCUUCACUGCUCAUCCGGACAGACCACAGUUCUACUUCCCUCACUGACCUCCCAUUGCUGAUGGAUGUGAUGUUGUGUAAAAUGCAAUAAUAAAUGACUAUUUACUUUUUGGCAAA
Molecule: messenger RNA, 555 nt
Organism: Cyprinodon variegatus (sheepshead minnow)
Lineage: Eukaryota; Metazoa; Chordata; Actinopteri; Cyprinodontiformes; Cyprinodontidae
Gene: mrps6
Product: mitochondrial ribosomal protein S6
Exons: 2
Coding region: 106-438 (110 amino acids)
Biological process (GO): translation
Cellular component (GO): ribosome; mitochondrial small ribosomal subunit
Molecular function (GO): structural constituent of ribosome; small ribosomal subunit rRNA binding
Source: RefSeq, a predicted model, not a curated record